AUGGCGAGGAGUCUGAGCGCGAAAAUCGGUCCGUCAAUCCUGAACGCCGAUCUGGCGCAGCUUCACGAGGAGUCGCAAAAGUUGUUAGAUAAUGGCGCGGAUUACCUGCACUUGGACGUGAUGGACGGUCACUUUGUGCCGAAUCUCUCGUUUGGCCACCCGGUCGUCAAGUGUCUUCGCGGCAAAAUAAAAGACGCCUUCUUCGAGACGCACAUGAUGGUGUCCGCUCCGGAGAAGUGGAUUGAACCCAUGGCCGACGCUAGCGUAGAUCAGUAUACAUUCCAUGUGGAACCAGUAGAGGAUGUUCCUCUAGUUUGCAGAAAAGUGAGGGAAGCGGGAAUGAAGGUUGGUGUGGCACUCAAGCCAGGAACACCUGUGGAUGUGGUGACAGACUAUGCAGAUCUAGCAGACAUGAUCCUAGUGAUGACUGUAGAGCCUGGUUUCGGUGGGCAGAAGUUUAUGGAACCGAUGUUGAAGAAAGUAGCGUGGUUAAGGGAGAAUUAUCCUGAACUGAAUAUUGAAGUCGACGGCGGAGUUGGACCAGCUACAAUUGAAGCUUGCGCAAAGGCUGGCGCUAAUAUGAUUGUAUCUGGCACGGCUGUUAUAAGUUCUGCCGAUCAGGCUAAAGUAAUAGCAACUCUUAGAGACACUGUAAAUUGUUAUUUGGGUCACAAUCGUUCAACAUAGCAACAACAAUUGAGGAUACUGUAAAUGUACAAAGCAUUCCUGCGAUAAAUUAUAUAAUUUUAUAUAUACGAAAAUAUAUAUGUACAAAGAUCUGUAUUUUUAAUACAUUGACAAUUAAAAUUUAAGAUGACU
Molecule: messenger RNA, 819 nt
Organism: Monomorium pharaonis (pharaoh ant)
Lineage: Eukaryota; Metazoa; Arthropoda; Insecta; Hymenoptera; Formicidae
Gene: Rpe
Product: ribulose-phosphate 3-epimerase
Exons: 4
Coding region: 1-687 (228 amino acids)
Biological process (GO): pentose-phosphate shunt; carbohydrate metabolic process; pentose-phosphate shunt, non-oxidative branch
Cellular component (GO): cytosol
Molecular function (GO): D-ribulose-phosphate 3-epimerase activity; metal ion binding
Source: RefSeq, a predicted model, not a curated record